This is a messenger RNA of Symbiodinium sp. CCMP2456, 300 nucleotides long. NCBI's taxonomy places the organism in Eukaryota, Dinophyceae, Suessiales, Symbiodiniaceae. The record is from the annotation of a GenBank genome assembly.
AUGUUUUUCAGACAGCUCACCGACACGCUCAUGGCUGGUGUGGGUCGCCUACAGGAGCUUGGCGCAAAUGCCACAGCGAAGUCGCUGUCCGAGCUUGUCAGUUCGUUCCCCGGGCUGGACCAGGUGGCUGAGCGAGCGCAGGAGAUCCUGAUCGAGACAGCGCCAGAUUACGAGUUUGCGAGCCAUGUACUUCAACGUGUGGGGCCCCUUCGUCCAGAUCGGCUGCGGAGCUUGCAAGGGAGACGGCCUCGCGCAGGCUCGUUGAGGUCAUCUGUCUGGGUGCGGGAGCUGAUCCGCAAG